Molecule: messenger RNA, 557 nt
Organism: Galleria mellonella (greater wax moth)
Lineage: Eukaryota; Metazoa; Arthropoda; Insecta; Lepidoptera; Pyralidae
Product: thyrostimulin beta-5 subunit-like
Exons: 3
Coding region: 17-478 (153 amino acids)
Biological process (GO): G protein-coupled receptor signaling pathway
Cellular component (GO): extracellular region; cytoplasm
Molecular function (GO): hormone activity
Source: RefSeq, a predicted model, not a curated record
UUGGUGGUUAGAAGAUAUGGUACGAUUCUGUAAACCUAUUAGCUUGUUGCUUUUGACCAUAACUUUAUGGACCCUGAUCACUGCGAAUGGAUUGGAAAUAUGUGUCAAACGAGUCACUUUAGCCCGAGCCGAGCAAAUUGAUGAGAACGGCCGUAGAUGCUGGGAUAGAGUCAAGGUUCAUUCCUGUGGUGGGAGAUGUGACUCUAGAGAAAUUUCAGAUUGGGAGUUUCCGUUCAAGAAAUCACAUCACCCAGUGUGCGUUUAUGGGACUCGGCGAUCAGUUAUGGUGCGUUUGCGCAACUGUGAUCCAGACGUUGUUCCUGGCACGGAACAUUUUCAUUACAUAGCUGCAGACGACUGCCGGUGCAAAGUAUGCUCCUCCCAACAUACGAGUUGUGAAUGGUUGCCCCCAAAUUCUACUCUUCUCCAAGGCAUAAAUGACAAUAUGCGCGACAAUGAUAUUGAUUAUAAUAUUUAAAGUAUCUUAUUGCUAUUUUGAAAAUGUUUAUGGUUUGAAAAUGAUAAUAUUGUCAAUAUAAUUAAUUUCUUGAUUAACU